This is a messenger RNA of Odontomachus brunneus, 10935 nucleotides long. RefSeq names its product kinesin-like protein unc-104 (gene unc-104). NCBI's taxonomy places the organism in Eukaryota, Metazoa, Arthropoda, Insecta, Hymenoptera, Formicidae. Gene Ontology annotation, molecular function: microtubule motor activity; microtubule binding; ATP binding. The transcript is spliced from 30 exons. The coding region runs from base 1247 to 6652 and encodes 1801 amino acids. The record is from RefSeq and is a predicted model, not a curated record. Gene Ontology annotation, biological process: microtubule-based movement.
ACUGCAUAGAGUCGAAUCAACUUUUUCUUUGAUUAAGUUUUAUAAUAUCUUUGUAAAGAGGAUAAAUUCUGUUUCACUCCGCGUGUCGUCCGACAAGGAAAUCAUGGGCUUGCAGUUGCGUGUAUGGCGCAGCAACUAUUACAACCCUUACGACCACCUACGAGACGCUCGUGCGCGUUACGUCCCCCUUUCUCCUCCCUUCGGUUGUUGAAAUAUAGCGCGGUAACUUGAGCCAGGAGACGCGAUCAAGGAUGCUUCGGUUUAAUAGGGUACAGGUAUUUUUACUCGUUUCAUAUCGAACGUUAUGUGCGCGGAUCGUAAAACAUUUCUUUCGCCGUGAGGACGAAACCUGUGAAAAAAAGAAUAGCGAGCUUGCUCAAUUUCCUCAGCAGUCUUCGACGAUUUCGUUUCUCCGUUUACGUGUCGACAUUCCUACAUUGUUCACUCCAUGAAUUUUUUUUCUUCAGUAGGGCAUGCAACAUAUGGAACGCUUCUUCGAGAAAUGUCGAUGUAUAGUCGUGCGGUCCUGAUAUCGAAGGGGUAGAAGUAGCCUACUGAACUGAAGCAUCCCUAUCCUAGACACCUAGUCGCGUCCUCGACGACGACAGUGACGAUAACGACGACGACUACGAGGGAUAGGUAGACGGAGCAAUACGCAGGCGCCCGCGGUGUACGUCGUCAGCACUCGCCACGGACAAUCGGGGGUGGUGGUGGUGUUGCAACGGCGAAGUGACUGCUCGCUUUCGACUGCGCGGUAGGCAGGAUAACUCUCGGUCCGUACGAAAGCGUAUGCAUGCGCGGGUGUUCACGCGUGAGUGUUACGUGGGCGAACGCGCUAUAAUGUCCGCUUACGUCGAAAUCGAGGGUUUCGUGGAUCGCGGAUCGUCCAGCGGAUGGCCGACGUAGUGAUUGCGAGGAACAGCCAACGACGUCGUAGAGUAUUGCGUGCGCAACAGUGCGGAGCAGUGUGUCGCGACUUUAGUUCGGUCUCGCAGCUUUCCUCGCGUGGUUUUUUGGGGUAGGAUACAUUGUAUACGGCGGUUCUGUCGGGCCGAGACACCCUCGGCCACAGGCAGCACUUCGUCUACCGCCGUACGCUUCUCGCUCGUCGUCUUUCAUCGAGACGAAAGGCGAAUCUCGUUCGCGCGAACAGCGCCGAAGAAGGACGAACGAGAGAGGAAAUUCGCCGACACCGCCGCCGGCGUGAUUCAACAUUGAUUUGAAAGAGGAAACAUAUUAGAGUAAAAUGUCGUCGGUUAAGGUGGCGGUGAGGGUACGACCCUUCAACAGUCGUGAGAUUCGUCGCGAGGCACAAUGUAUUAUAGAAAUGACGGGAAGUACUACUUCCAUAGCGAAUCCUAAAGCCACACCGGGAAGCAAAGACUCCGUUAAAAGUUUCAAUUAUGAUUAUUCCUACUUUUCUAUGGAUCCAAAUGACGAGAAUUACUCGUCUCAACUCAUGGUUUACAAGGAUAUUGGUGAAGAAAUGUUGGAACAUGCUUUCGAAGGCUAUAACGUUUGCAUUUUUGCAUACGGUCAAACUGGUGCCGGUAAAUCUUACACCAUGAUGGGUAAGCAGGAGGAAGGGCAAGAGGGAAUAAUACCACAGAUCUGCAAGGACCUGUUUAGGAAAAUCAGCUAUACGUCUAACGAACGACUAAAGUACUCGGUAGAAGUGAGUUAUAUGGAAAUAUACUGCGAGAGAGUGCGCGAUCUGUUGAAUCCAAAGAACAGGGGAAAUCUUCGAGUAAGAGAACACCCUCUUCUGGGGCCUUACGUCGAAGAUCUUUCCAAGCUGGCUGUAAUGUCAUAUGAGGACAUCCAUGAUCUCAUUGACGAGGGAAACAAAGCCAGGACUGUCGCAGCAACCAACAUGAAUGAAACCUCCAGCAGAUCGCACGCAGUGUUUACGAUAUUUUUCACGCAACAGCAACAGGAUUGUGCCACUGGUUUGGUAACAGAAAAAGUCAGUAAGAUAUCGCUGGUCGAUCUGGCGGGAUCUGAGAGAGCCGACUCGACGGGCGCAAAGGGAACGCGACUGAAGGAAGGAGCUAACAUUAACAAAAGUUUGACUACUCUUGGAAAGGUUAUCAGUGCUCUCGCUGAAAUCGCGGCGACGAAGAAAAAGAAGAAAGCCGAUUUUAUACCAUACAGAGACUCUGUUUUAACAUGGUUAUUGCGAGAGAAUUUGGGAGGAAAUUCGAAAACUGCCAUGAUUGCGGCAGUAAGCCCCGCGGAUAUCAAUUACGACGAGACGCUUUCGACCUUAAGAUACGCGGACAGAGCGAAACAGAUCGUUUGCAAAGCCGUGGUCAACGAGGACGCGAACGCCAGACUUAUCAGGGAACUCAAAGAGGAGAUACAGAAAUUGCGGGAACUUUUAAAGCAGGAGGGCAUCGAUGUACAAGAAGGGCCAGAUGGCAAAGUUACGUACGAAAAGAAAGAACCUAGGGACGAAAUUGUCAGAACAAACAAGCGCGAGGAAGAUGUCAAAGAAAGCCGCUCGAGGAUUCCUUCUCACACUACGUCUUCUCUCGCCGAGGAAGCGGUGGAUCAGUUGCAAGCGUCGGAGAAAUUGAUCGCAGAACUAAAUGAAACAUGGGAGGAGAAGUUGAAGCGAACUGAAUCGAUUCGCUUGCAACGCGAGGCGGUGUUUGCCGAGAUGGGAGUCGCCGUGAAAGAAGAUGGUGUGACAGUGGGCGUCUUCUCCCCCAAGAAGACGCCGCACUUGGUGAAUUUGAAUGAGGAUCCGCUCAUGUCGGAGUGUUUAAUUUAUUAUAUCAAGGAUGGAUUUACGCGUAUCGGCAGCGCCGAGGCGAACAUACCGCAGGAUAUCCAGUUAUGCGGUCCGCACAUACUCAGCGAGCACUGCGUUUUCGAGAAUCACGAGGGUAUUAUAACUCUGAUACCGAAGAACGGAGCUUUGAUUUAUGUCAACGGUCGCGAGGUGACCGAGCCGCUGACCCUGACGACCGGUUCACGCGUGAUUCUGGGCAAGAAUCACGUUUUCCGAUUCAAUCAUCCAGAUCAAGGUAUCAUACAUUCCUCGUACAAUCGUAUAGUGCGCGAACGAAGAGAAAAGGGAUCCCCGGCGGAAACACCCGGCAACGGCGAAACCGCGGAUUGGGAUUUUGCACAGAUCGAAUUACUUGAAAAUCAGGGUAUCGAUCUGAAGGCUGAAAUGGAGAAGAGAUUGCUCGUGUUGGAGGAACAGUUCCGUAAGGAGAAGGAGGAAGCCGAUCAGUUAUUUGAGGAACAACGAAAGAACUACGAAGCGCGGAUAGACGCGUUGCAGAGACAAGUGGAGGAACAGAGUAUGACAAUGUCUAUGUAUAGCAGUUACACGCCGGAAGAUUUCAACAAUAUCGAGGAAGAUAUUUUCGUCAACCCAUUGUUUGACGCAGAGAGCAACUGGACCGAGAGAGAGUUUCAACUGGCCGCUUCGGCCUUCCGCAAGUGGAAAUACCACCAAUUCACGAGUUUACGGGACGAUCUUUGGGGCAACGCGAUAUUCCUUAAAGAGGCUAAUGCCAUAUCCGUUGAACUAAAGAAGAAGGUUCAAUUUCAAUUCACGUUACUGACGGACACUCUUUAUUCACCGCUACCGCCGGAUCUUUUACCCGUCAUGGACGAUGAGGAGGAGGAUGAAAGGCCGUUCCCGCGCACGAUCGUCGCUGUUGAGGUUCAGGACACGAAAAACGGUGCCACGCAUUACUGGACAUUAGACAAGCUAAGACAGCGCUUGGAGCUGAUGCGACACGUGUACAACGAGGACUCGAGCCCCAGCACUCCGGAGGCCAAAGAGGAUAUUUUCCAAUGCCUUACAGUCUACUCUAAUCCGAAGUUCUCGCUCGCAAAUCUUUUGCCUUCGAGACAAAGAUUGGAACUGAUGCGCGAGAUGUAUCAUAAUGAGGCCGAGCUGUCGCCUACAUCUCCAGAUUAUAACGUCGAGUCCAUCAACGGAGGUGAUCCAUUCUACGACCGAUUCCCCUGGUUUCGUAUGGUCGGCAGAUCCUUCGUGUACCUAAGUAACCUCAUGUAUCCAGUGCCGUUGAUUCACAAGGUCGCCAUUGUGAACGAAAAGGGUGACGUGAAGGGUUACCUGCGAGUUGCUGUACAAGCCGUAGUUGAAGAGGAAAACAGCGAAUACUCAAGUGGCGUCAGACAAUCAGCACGAAUUUCCUUCGAGGACGACUUGUUCGGCGGACAGAAGCAUAAUAAACGUAGCACACUGUUGGCCCAAACUUUAGAGAAGAAUCGACAGAUCAUGUUGCACGAGGACCGCGUGGUCGAGGGACACAAUGAAGUACAGAAAGAUAUGAAAGACGAGGACGACAUAGGAGACGCCGAUAGCGGCAGAGGCGACAGCUCGGUUUCGAGUGAUAUGAAGGAGGAGGACUUGCCGGAUCACCUGCAACCUGGCGCAGAGUUUACUUUUAGAGUAACGGUCCUACAAGCCAUGGGUAUUUCUACAGAGUACGCCGACAUUUUCUGUCAGUUCAACUUCUUACAUCGACACGACGAGGCUUUCUCAACGGAACCGGUGAAGAACACAGGCAAAGGCAAUCCACCCGGAUUUUAUCAUGUACAAAAUAUUACAGUCACAGUCACUAAAUCUUUCUUGGAGUAUCUGAAGACACAACCUAUCGUUUUCGAGGUGUUCGGCCAUUAUCAACAGCACCCGUUACACAAAGACGCGAAACUGGAAUAUGUACGACAGCCGCCGAAGAGGAUGCUUCCGCCAUCCAUACCGAUCAGCCAGCCGGUGCGUUCGCCGAAAUUCGGCAGUGUUCUGCCGUCUCCUAGCACGUCUCAUGUGCAUGCAAAGUACGACGUGCUGGUGUGGUUCGAGAUCUGCGAGUUGGCGCCGAACGGCGAAUACGUGCCAUCCGUGGUGGACCACAGCGACGACUUACCGUGUCGUGGACUGUUCCUGCUUCACCAAGGCAUACAGCGGCGCAUACGGAUCACUAUUGUGCACGAGCCGGCCUCCGAAUUAAGAUGGAAAGACGUGCGCGAGCUCGUAGUCGGCCGUAUUCGAAACACUCCGGAGCCCGAAGAGGAGGAUAACGACUCGUCUGUGCUCUCGUUGGGCUUGUUCCCAGGCGAGUACCUCGAAGUUCCCGGCGACGAUCGGUGUAUGUUCAGAUUCGAGGCGGCAUGGGACAGCUCGCUUCACAAUUCAACUCUGCUCAAUCGCGUCACUGCUUAUGGAGAACAGAUCUUUAUGACUAUCUCCGCGUAUCUCGAGUUGGAGAACUGUGGAAGACCCGCGAUUAUCACAAAAGAUCUCAGUAUGAUUAUCUACGGAAGGGACGCGAGAGUUGGGCCACGCUCACUGAAACACCUGUUCAGCGGCAGCUAUCGCAACCAAGAGGCGAAUCGACUCAGCGGCGUCUACGAGCUAGUUCUGCGUCGUUCUUCGGAAGCAGGUAGCCCAGGAGUUCAAAGACGUCAACGUCGCGUCUUGGAUACCAGUUCCACGUAUGUCAGAGGCGAGGAGAACCUGCACGGCUGGAGACCACGAGGGGACAGUCUCAUAUUCGACCAUCAAUGGGAGCUUGAAAAAUUGACGAGGCUGGAAGAAGUAGAGAGAAUGCGACAUACACUUUUGUUGAGGGAGAAACUCGGCAUCGACAAAGUAUCGUUCUGCAAUAAACCAUUACACGAUUUCACGAAAAGCGAGAAGAGCUACUCACGACGAUUAUCCGGUGCGCAGGACGUAUGUAACAUGGUAGCGAAGGCUACGAACGAACCACAUGCCAGCCCGGUGAAGCUGAAACGCUCGAACAGUAAAGACAUCUACGAGCCUUGGGAGAUGACCGAAAGAGAGCGAGAAUUGGCAACCAAGUGCAUUAAGCUCAUUCAAGGCAGAAUUCCAAGCAAGGAACCGAUACUGCUUUCCGACGUUUCACCCGGAGAAGACACUAUAGCCGAUAUAUCCGCCUCUAUGAUAUCCUCAGUCAUAUCAUCUACGUCUCAAGAGUCAGUAUACAUGCGAGCUAGCGAUAUCUUAAACCAGGCUGCUGGUAUAGUAGUAUGGAGCAGGACUAAGUCGUGCCUCCUUAGGUUGAGCUCGCCGGAGAGGGCUAGACUGCAAGAGCUCCAGGAGAGUAUAUUGGCAAGCGAGUCGGCCAAUCAAACCUGCACGGUCGUACCGCCGCCGCUCGGGUCGUCCUCGCCGUCGAAGGAGAACUUGGUACUCUAUGUGCCGGAAGUAGAGGAGAUACGUAUCAGCCCGGUGAUCGCGCGAAAGGGUUACUUGAAUGUCCUCGAGCACAAGACCAAUGGAUGGAAGAAACGUUGGGUGGCUGUGCGCCGACCGUACGUUUUGAUUUUCCGAGAGGAGAAGGAUCCCGUUGAGAGAGCACUUAUCAAUUUAGCCACCGCUCAAGUUGAAUAUUCCGAGGAUCAGCUGGCUAUGGUGAAAGUGCCGAAUACAUUCAGCGUCGUCACCAAGCAUCGAGGCUACUUGCUGCAGACUUUAGGCGACAAGGAGGUCUACGAUUGGUUGUACGCCAUCAAUCCUCUCCUAGCUGGACAAAUCAGGUCGAAACUCGCGCGUAAAGGACCGACCGCCCCGAAUCUGAACAGUGUCGCACCCAUCAGGUUGACACCGCCGUUGGAGCAACAGACCGGCCAGACUAAGUGAGUGGUCGACACUGUGGGGUAACGAGUGCAAUAGCGAAAGCGUCGGAGAGGAUGCUAUUUUGGUCACACUCGGCCCUAGAGUCCCAGAACUUGUGCAACUUUCGAUUCCCAAUAGUCUUUGAUUGAUGGAAUCGAGGCGAGGCUCUCUCUCUUUCUCGCGUGACUACCCGCGAUCGACAACGGCAGCGGCACAUAAUAUCGACGUUUAACUUUACACAGUGUCCUCUUAGCACGUUCUUAGGGCAGCCAUGGCGGAGGAGAGAGAGGAAACGAGAGUGAUGCUCGUCUUUCGAAGAAGUUACAAAUGCGCGUAUAAAAUGCGUUCGCACUUACAUUACAUACACAUACACACACUGGCAAACACUAGUUUGGUUUUUCGCGUCUCUCCGUACACUUCGAACUCGUAUUCGAAGUGCUCCCCACGUUGACGAGACGAUUCAAUGCGCGUUCGCGAACGCUUUCGCGAACGUUUUCAUUGAUUUCCAUAUGAUGCAUUAAUGUAACUACAUGGUACAUAAAUACACAACACACCCCUCACCCUCAUGCACGCGACUUGCGUGAGGAUUAAAAACGCAUUUAUGCCUAAUAAACAUAUUCCUAAGACGAUCACUGAAAAAAAGACGGAGUAAGGAAUACAUAUAAUAGAUAUAUAUUGUAGGAGAAGUAUGUGAGAGGAAGCGAGAAAGAGAGGGAGAGAAACAGAAAUAAUAUAAAGAGAAAGCGAGAACAUAAAACAAAGAGAGAGAAGACAAAGUUAGAGGCAAGAAAAUGUUCAUAAUUUCAUAUGCAUGCUUGACGCGUAGAACUCGACUUUCGGAGCACAGAAAAGAAAAAGAAACGUUAGUAUUUUGUAAGAUGAGUUUUGAGCGAGUCGUUCAAGUGCAGAUGUGUUUGAAACAGUAUUCUGGCAAAGUAUUCUAGUAAUGCGACGGUUAUUUAAGACAGAUUAAUUUUCUAUUAGGGUACAUUUGUGUUUUCCGUUCGUCGAUUGUUUUCUCUCAUUUGCUCGAGUAAAAACAAAUUUCUUUCACGAAAGAAUGUUCUGCCGUUGUACACGUAAUCGAUCGAUAAUGACGAGAAUCUCAUCUUAACUUUGCGUCGGAAACGAGAACAAGUUCGAACGCUAUUUGCUUCGCGAAAAAUAACGUACGAAUUAAUGAGAGGAAAAUAUGUCGUUGACGUGGAAAUAUAUACGGUUUAUAUAUAUAUUUUUUAAUGUAAAUCAAGAUUCUCUUUCAUUGCGCAUCGCAUAUGCAUUCAGCGCACUGUUAUCCUCUCUAGAGUAAUUUCACCUUGUCUUAAGACAUACGAAAGAGUCUCUGCAUAUUCUUGAAUAUUUUACGACUUAUAGUUUCAUGUAAAUCGAUCGAGGAGCUUAUAAGAUAAAGGAGUACAAGUAGUGAAUCUCAUAGUGAAUCCCCAGAAACAGACAAAGUGCAUAAAUCACAAGUGGACGCUUGUGACUAUUUGUUUUUAAGAGGAACCUCUAUUGAAAUAGAAAAAAAAAUUAUAUUCUCAGUACAGGGAUAAAUAGGAAAAGGUUAUAUAUAUCACUGCGAACUUCUUCGAAAUACGAAAAAGUACGUGAAGUUAGCAAGCGAAUCGAGACAACUAAGAAAAUUUCCAUUUGCUCGAGGCUCACCUUGAGACGUGAUGUUGCGACGAGAGCUUCCAAUUGGAGCUCUCUCUAUAUUUCGUAUACUUCGCUAUCAUCGUGCAAUGUGAUGGGAUAAAUUUUUGCGCUGAUUGCGUGGUGAUAGAAAGUCACGCGGUGUUUUCAUGUCUAACUUUAGAAUAUAAGCAUCGUUCUACGGAAGUGUCAUGAGCGCGGCGUAUCACUCUCGAGCGUGAUUUCGCGAUGCAAAAUGCGUACGCAAAUCAGACGAGCGUGAUCGAUGAUAACAAGUCUAACGGAGAAUCGAUACGGUCGCAUCUCCCGUUGUUUCCUAUUUUCCAAAGAUCCCGUAGCACGCAUCGGCUACGGGGAAGCUCGGUCAAGCAGCGGCCGUCGAUGAUGUCUUCGUGAGAUAAUGGAGACGUAGUCGACUGCGUUGUUCCAAGGCUUUUAAUAACUUCUCUCUUACGUGUAAUUUGGGUAACAGGUAUACAGCGUUAUGAAUACAUGUGUCUAUUACGCACCUCACGUGGAACUUUGAUAUUUCAUUAAUGAGAUGGAACGCGUGCGCGCGCGAGAGUUCCUGAGGGCGAGAUAUUUCUCUUUGAGAAGGGACCCUCGACAUGUACAUGGAAAAAACAACUUCGUUAGUGUAAUUAAAUUUUCUGUUACUUGAGGGCCAAACGAAAACUCGGUUAUAGGAACAGUAAGGUUCCUAUAGAAGAUUUCUAUUCAGCCAAAUGUUCUUAGUUAUCUCAGCCGAGUUUGAACGCAGCUGAAUGUUUAGGCGAAUGUUUUUUCGCCGGCGAGCUUUUCGUCUGGUCCCCAUUCCGUUACACGAAAUAUUUGUUCCGUGUACGGUAUUAUGUAUUGCGCGAUAAUAUCUUGCGACGUUCAGCGUUAUAUAAGAACUAACGUCUCACGCACAUAUUUGAUGCAGCAAAAUCACCGAUUUAUUCGAAUCCACCCCAUACAAGUCAAGUACAAUCAAAGGUACGUGUAUGUGUACAUCAUGCGUCUUUUGUAAUCGUGUCGAGCUCUUCUUUUACGCUUCUGUCGCGCGCGCUGUCAUGUUAGAAUUCCGACGCGAGUAGGAACUUGAUUCUCGGCGGAACCAUAUUCGCGCCAUUAUUUAUUUCGAUUGAGCGCGUAAUCUUCUCAGUUAACGUUCCGACGAGGGAUUCGAUGAUGAGUGAAUGUUGUCAAGUAUUUCGCUUUCGAACGCAACGAAGGCAAUGGUCUAUCGAUUUCGUGUACUCCGAUACUUCGCGAGAAGGGCAGGAUCCCGUUCUGGCUACGACUAUGACGGAAGACAAUUGUGUGGACCUUAACUUAAAUCUUAUUCUAGUCGCAAAAGUGUUCCCCUGCGCGUAAUCAAUUCUUCGAGGCCGGUUGUUAUUAUUAUUUUCUCUUUUUUCCGAGAUCGUAAGACGAUGGCUUUAUUACGCGAACAUAACGUGAUUACCCACCUCUGUUAUCGUUUUUGCUUGCUGACUGUUGUAGUAUUUAAAAUAGUUUUAUUUUGUUAAACGAUCACCGCGUAAUAUAUUAAAAGUAAGCGCGUAAGUACGAUAUAAGUUGAACCUAGACUUUUUAUCGAAUAUGCCGAGAAGCGUGAAAAGAACGGAAAAGAAAGGGCGAAAAGAAGAAAGAAAGAUGAAAGCGCAGAAAUGCAUAUUACGAAGGGAGUUACGUCGCAUUUAAAGUCGUUGCAGAGAUUAAUAAUCAUUGUUAUUAUUAGACGAUAUAUAGAGGAGUAAAGAGAGAGAGAGAGAGAGAGCGGUCGAUAUGGCGAGAGUGGUGUGUAUGUGUGUGAAUGAGAGGACUGAGAGACUGAGAGAACGAAAGAAAGAGAGCAGCAGGACACAAGUGGAAAGAAGAGUGUGCAAAUGUAUGAAAGGACAAGCGUGCGAAAGAGUGCGAAAGAAUACGUUCGCUUAUAUAUACAUAUAUAUGUAUGCAUAUACACGCAAGAUGAGGUUUUAGAAACUUAAACAGGAAUUUCCCUUGUGGUUGACGAUAGAAAGAAAAAAAAAACGAUGAAGGAAAAAUUGUUAGAGGAGACGCGUGAUGAAAUUCCACCUUUUUAUCACGUCUUUCUUUUCUGUAAAACGGGUACAAUAUAGCACACAAUAUAUAAUUGUACCUUUUUCCGAAAUAGAAAUCAGAAAAAUGCUCCUCAAUUUUUUUCUUAUUAGUUAAUAUAUAUAUCGUCAGAGCCGAGAGAGAUAUUCCUAGUUUAAAUCGUAGAAUCAUUCUGCAACGUAUGUAUAUGUACACAUAUAUAUAGAUAUAGAUACAUAUACAUAUAUACAUAUAUAAUACAAAGUAAAUUAUAUAAAUAUAUAAAUAAAUUUAAUGUUAUAUAAAAUUUAAGCGUUUCGUGAAACGUUGAGGAGCCGUUAUCAUCGUCGCAGAGUAAACGAGAGCAGGCUAACGAUGAUACGAUCUGUACCAAGUAUGUAAGUUCAUGUACUUGUUUGUAAGGUAACUAAACAUUCAAUACAAAAUGUUUCCGUUUGAUCGUUUGCUAUGGGAACGUGCAUCGAUGCUGUAACUAGUAUUUAUUAUAAAUAUAUUAUGAUUACUCUCUCUCGAAUUUCGCUAGGCUCACUGUAAGUGGUAACGUGUAAUAAAUCGGUCAAUAAAAAGCUUAUGUGCUUAAUAAA